UCGUUUACCGCAACUCACAGAGAACAGUCACAUCAUGGCUCUUAAAAUUGCAGUUUUGGCUACCGUCAUCGCCGCGGCUCACGCAAUUGCCGUGGGAUAUCCGGCUCCGGCCUAUCCUGCCUAUCGGCCAGCUUUGGGUGCUUACCCUGCUGUGGCUAAAGUAGCUGCCCCCUAUGUUGGUGAUUACGACCCAAACCCUCAGUACAGCUACAGUUAUGCUGUUGCGGAUGCCGUUACCGGAGACAACAAGAGCCAACAGGAAUCUCGCUCCGGAGAUGUCGUGACCGGAUCCUACUCCCUGAUUGAGCCGGACGGCACCCAGCGCGUCGUUGAGUACACCGCUGAUCCCGUCAAUGGAUUCAACGCUGUCGUCCACCGUCAGCCACUCGGCGCCAAGGUUAUUGCCCCAGUAGCCAAGAUUGCUGCUCCAUUGGCUUACCCAAGACUUGCGGGUCCUCAUCCGCUGUACGGUUAAACAUUUGCCCAACGAAGAAAAAAGCCACAAAAUAGCAGUUUCUCCCUUAGUUCAAAUCCUCUGUUUGCAACGCUCAAAAUAAAUCGAAUCGUUACCCCUAA
Messenger RNA from Culex quinquefasciatus (southern house mosquito), 576 nucleotides. RefSeq names its product larval cuticle protein A2B. The transcript has 3 exons. The record is from RefSeq and is a predicted model, not a curated record. NCBI's taxonomy places the organism in Eukaryota, Metazoa, Arthropoda, Insecta, Diptera, Culicidae. The coding region runs from base 35 to 475 and encodes 146 amino acids. Gene Ontology annotation, cellular component: extracellular matrix.